Messenger RNA from Frankliniella occidentalis (western flower thrips), 1816 nucleotides. RefSeq names its product myrosinase 1-like. The record is from RefSeq and is a predicted model, not a curated record. Gene Ontology annotation, biological process: carbohydrate metabolic process. The coding region runs from base 50 to 1699 and encodes 549 amino acids. Lineage: Eukaryota; Metazoa; Arthropoda; Insecta; Thysanoptera; Thripidae. Gene Ontology annotation, molecular function: beta-glucosidase activity. The transcript has 9 exons.
UCGUCGGUGGCCCAAACGCAGCAGUUGAUAGCUGAGCAGUGAUUUCGCCAUGGUGUCCGCGACGUCAGCCGCCCUGGCCCUGGUGGCCGCCUUGGCCCUCCUCGCCCCUGGCCGGGCGCGCAACUUUGACACCCCCGCCGGCGACAACGUCCCCGAGAUGGUCACCGAAACCGACCCCAAGUACCAGAUCCCCAAGGGCUUCCUCUUGGGCGCGGGCACGGGCGCGUACCAGUCAGAGGGGGCCUGGGACAAGGAUGGGAAGGGUGUGAGCGUGUUCGACUACCAGUACCACAAGGAGAAUUACCCCACCAACAUGACGGGCGACAUCGCCUGCAACUCGUACGAACGCUACGAAGAGGACAUCAAACUCGCUGCCCAGAUGAACCUCAACGUCUACCGCUUUUCCAUUUCUUGGACAAGGAUUUUUCCCAAUGGCAACAUAGCUGAAAAAAACAACAAGGGUGUUCAACACUACCACGACGUGAUCAAGACAAUUAAAGCAAACAACAUGAAACCAAUGGUCACCAUCUACCACUUCGACCACCCGCAAGCUCUCGAGACCAAGUUCGGGGGCUGGCUGAGCGAGCAGAUGAUAGACGCCUACGCGGACUUCGCGGACUUUCUUUUCUCGGAAUACGGCAGCGAGGUCGAGCACUGGGUGACCCUCAACGAGCCCAACAUGCACUGCAUGAUGGUGUACUUUGGUCUGCUGCCGCCGGGCACCCCGGAUAUGAACGACUCCGCGGCCGACAUGUACACGUGCAUCCACCACGAGAUCCUGGCGCACGCGACGGCCUACCGCCUGUACGAGCAGAAGUACAAGAAGGAGCAGGGCGGCCUCCUGGGCUUCGGCUCCGUCUCCUUCUUCACCAAGCCGAACAGCACCGAGUGGGACGACAUCCUCGCCUCGGACCGCGCCAACAUGUUCGACGUCGGCCUGCUGGUGCACCCGCUCAUCUACGGCGACUACCCGGCCGUGGUCAAGCACACCCUCAAGCUCGCUCACGGAGACAACCCCUACCUGCCCGAGUUUACCGAGGCGCAGAAGAAGACCCUGCUGCCAGGCGCCAUCGACUUCGUGGCUCUCAACGCCUACUUCGGCGUGAAAGUCGCAGAACGCAGGAAGGAUAACGGGGAAGGAGACGCGCCCCGGAUAGGAAUGGUGGGCUUCCGAGCCGACGCCAACGUCUCCAGCGUGUACGAGGGCAUGGGCGCCGACAAUAACGUCUUUGGCGUGAUCACCGCGUGGAUCCUGCGAGAGGCGUCCCUGUGGAUCAGAGCCAACUUCGGCCAGGAGCUGGGCAUCUUCAUCACCGAGAACGGCAUGGGCCUGAUGGACAGCUCGACGGACGACUGGGAGACGCGAGCCGUGUACCACAGCGCCUACCUGCGCGAGCUGAUGCGGACCGUCAACGAGGACGGCGUCAACGUGCUGGGCUACAGCGUGUGGUCCUUGCUAGACGACUUCGAGUGGAGCGCCGCCUACACGCGCGAGUUCGGCUUGGUGCACGUUGACUUCGAGAACGGCACACUCGCCAGGACCCUCAAGAGGUCGCACCACUUCUUCAAGCGCAUGAUGGCGGACCGGUCCGUGCCCCUGGUGCUGGCGUCCUCGACGGCCAGCGCGGCCGCCGCCAUCGCGCCCGCCGUGUGCGUCGUUCUCUACUCAUCUGCUCUCUCGCUGCUCCGCACCCUCUGAUUUAAAGACAAACAUAACAACAAUCUGUGAUACUAGCAAUGUAAUUUUUUUCUCGGCUUUUCCCUCUUAUAGAACAAAAGAGUUUUAAUGUAUGUAAUAAAAAACACAAUAAAGUUG